ACCGCCUCUGCUGUGCCGCCACCCCACAGCACCGUCCCCACGGCUGUCCCCGCUCUGCGCGGGUGGGAUGGAGGAGCAGUGAGAGCUCACCGUGACGCCACGGCUUCCUGCUGCAGCGGGGAGAUGCGCGGGGUGGGGGACAGCGCGGUGUCACAGCCCGACCCCAUGGCACAGCCCGACCCCAUAGAACACCCUGACCCCAUGGCACAUCCUGACCCCAUAGAACACCCCGACUCCGUGGCAUAUCCUGACCCCAUGGCUCAGCCCGACCCCAUGGCACACCCUGACCUCAUGGCACAGCCUGAUCCCAUAGAACACCCCAACCCCAUGGCACAGCCCAACCCCAUGCAACAGCCCAACCCCAUGGCAUAUCCUGACCCCAUGGCACACCCCGACCCCACGGCACACCCUGACCCCACGGCACAGCCCAACCCCAUGCAACAGCCCAACUCCAUGGCACACCCCGACCCCAUGGCACACCCUGACCCCAUGGCAUAUCCUGACCCCAUGGCACAGCCUGAUCCCAUAGAACACCCCAACCCCAUGGCACAGCCUGACGCCAUGGCAUAUCCUGAAUCCACGGCACACCCCGACCCCAUGGCACACCCUGACCACAUGGCACACCCUGACCCCAUAGAACACCCCAACCCCAUGGCACAGCCUGACGCCAUGGCACACCCUGAACCCACGGCACAGCCCAACCCAAUGGCACACCCUGACCACAUGGCACACCCUGACCCCAUAGAACACCCCAACCCCAUGGCAUAUCCUGACCCCAUGGCACAGCCUGACCCCAUAGAACACCCCAACCCCAUGGCACAGCCCAACCCCAUGCAACAACCCGACCCCAUGGCAUAUCCUGACCCCAUGGCACAACCCAACCGCAUGGCACACCCUGACCCCAUAGAACACCCUGACCCCAUGGCACACUCUGACCCCAUGGCACACCCUGACCCCAUGGCAUAUCCUGACCCCAUGGCAUAUCCUGACCCCAUGGCACACUCUGACCCCAUGGCACUCCCUGCCCCCACGGCACAGCCCGCCCCCCACGGCAGCGCAGCACACAGCGUGAGGACGGAGCUGACCCCGCUGUGCCGCCCCGCUGUGAGCCCUCCUUUGGGGCACACUGUGACCGCGGAGCAGCGCAGCCCACGGCGGCCUCACGGUGACAGCCACGAGGGUUGGGGUGCCGCUGGGGGUCCUUCCCCUCCCCGGCCGCCCACAUCCUGCAGCCUCCCCCGUCCCCCUCCGCCCCCGUUUCCCCGGGGGGGCUCAGAUGUGGGGCGAAGCGGGGCCCGAAGGCAGCGGUGCCGCUCAGCCCCUCCUGGGGGGCUCUGUCCUGCCGUGGGGGGGGGGUUGGGCCCUCUGGGCGAAGCGCGGGGCCUACGCGGGACUACACAUCCCAGCACGCCCCGCGCCCGCCGCACGGCAAUACGACGUAUCCCGGCACGCCCCGCGGCCGCACUACAUUUCCCAGCGUGCCCCGCGCCAGACCACCGCCGACGCGAUCUAUCCCGGCACGCCCCGCGGCAACGCGACUUAUCCCGGCACGCCCCGCGGCCGCACUACACUUCCCAGCAUCCCCCGCGGCCCUCGGCCCGCCAAUGGGGCGCAUCCCAGCGUGCCCCGAGGGCGGACUACACUUCCCGGCGUGCCCCGCGGGCGGGGCGGAGUGGGGACGCCGCCGCUCCCCUUUUGUUGGUGCCGGCGGGGCCUGGAGGCGGCGGGGGCGGCCCGGAGGCGCUGCGGAAGAUCAUCACCACUUUGGCUGUGAAGAAUGAGGAGAUCCAGAACUUCAUCUACUCCCUCAAGCAGAUGCUGCAGAAUGUGGAGGACAACUCUGCGCGGGUGCAGGAGGACCUGGAGGGGGAGUUCCAGUCGCUGUAUGCGCUGCUGGACGAGCUGAAGGACGGCAUGCUGAUGAAGAUCAAGCAGGACCGCGCCAGCCGCACCUACGAGCUGCAGGCCCAGCUGGCGGCGUGUGCCAAAGCUCUGGAGAGCUCGGAGGAGCUGCUGGAGGCGGCCAACCACACCCUGGCGACGGCCAACAACCACGACUUCGCCCAGGCUGCCAAACAGAUCAAGGAUAGUGUGACGAUGGCUCCCGCCUUCCGCCUCUCGCUCAAGGCCAAGGUGAGCGACAACAUGAGCCACCUGAUGGUGGAUUUUGGCCAGGAGCGCCGCCUGCUGCAGGGCCUCGCCUUCCUGCCAGUGCCGAGCACCCCUGAGAUCGACCUGGCGGAGUCGCUGGUGGCCGAUAACUGCGUGACGCUGCGCUGGAGGAUGCCCGACGAGGACAGCAAGAUCGACCACUACGUGUUGGAGUACCGCCGGACCAACUUCGAGGGGCCGCCCCGAGCCAAGGAGGAGCAGCCCUGGAUGGUGGUGGAGGGCAUUAAGGGCACCGAGUACACCCUGGCUGGGCUGAAGUUCGACAUGAAGUACAUGAACUUCCGCGUGCGGGCGUGCAACAAAGCCGUGGCCGGAGAGUUCUCGGAGGCGGUCACUUUGGAGACGAGAGCGUUCAUGUUCCGGCUGGACGCCAGCACGUGUCACCAGAACCUGCGCGUGGAGGACUUCAGCGUGGAGUGGGACGCCACGGGUGGGAAAGUGCAGGACGUGAAGGCCAGAGAGAAGGACGGGAAGGGCCGCACCGCAUCGCCCGCCAACUCACCCGCCAGAGCCGUGCAGUCCCCCAAGCGGAUGUCGUUGGGCCGAGCGGGCAGAGAUCGCUUCACUGCUGAGUCCUACACCGUGUUGGGCGACACUCCGAUCGAUGGCGCUGAGCACUACUGGGAGGUGCGGUACGACCGCGACAGCAAAGCCUUCGCCGCGGGGGUGGCGUAUCGCAGCCUGGGCAGAUUCGACCCGCUGGGCAAAACGUCGGCCUCGUGGUGCCUCCACCUCAACAAUUGGCUGCAGCUCAGCUUCAGCGCUAAGCACGCCAACAAGGCCAAGGCGCUGGACGGCCCCGUGCCGGAAUGCAUCGGCGUCUACUGCAACUUCCACGAAGGGUUUCUGUCCUUCUACAACGCGCGCACCAAACAGCUGCUGCACACCUUCAAGGCGCGCUUUGCGCAGCCGGUGCUGCCGGCCUUCAUGGUUUGGUGCGGCAGUUUCCAGGUCUCAUCGGGCCUGCAGGUGCCCAGCGCUGUCAAAUGCCUCCAGAAGCGCAACAGCGCGGCCAGCAGCUCCACGGCCAGCCUGCCCUGAGCCCCCCGCACAGCACUGCGUUCCCAUCGCCCCCCAUAACCACAGCCCCCCCCCCCCAAAUCCCCACCGCGCUCUGUCCUCGCCGCGCUGAGGGGGGGUGGGGGACGUCUGAGCCCCCCCGGACCCCCACGGGACGCCGGGUUGGGGCGGUGGGGCACCCGUGACCUUCAGGACCCCCCCCCAAUGUGUGCCCCCCCCCACAUCCCAGCACUGGCACAGGGCCGGGCUCACUGCCCCCCCCCGCAGACAGCUGCUUCUGGCCUUAAUAAAGCGGGAUAGAGGUGC
Molecule: messenger RNA, 3498 nt
Organism: Gallus gallus (chicken)
Lineage: Eukaryota; Metazoa; Chordata; Aves; Galliformes; Phasianidae
Product: fibronectin type III and SPRY domain-containing protein 1-like
Molecular function (GO): protein binding
Source: RefSeq, a predicted model, not a curated record